This is a messenger RNA of Caenorhabditis remanei, 1563 nucleotides long. RefSeq lists its product as uncharacterized. The coding region runs from base 1 to 1563 and encodes 520 amino acids. Lineage: Eukaryota; Metazoa; Nematoda; Chromadorea; Rhabditida; Rhabditidae. The transcript is spliced from 9 exons. The record is from RefSeq and is a predicted model, not a curated record.
AUGUUCAUCCGAGUGGCUCUUCUGCUGCUUCUCGCCUAUGCCGUCCUCAUCGAGUCCUCGAAGAUUCACGAUAUUCUAAAGAAAAUUGGAAAGCGAUUGCCGAAAAAGGAUAACACUGAAUUGGGACUUCUUGAAACGAUUGUCAAUGAUGUAGACGCAUAUAAUCGUUUGUCAGAAGAAGAGCAGCACAAGAGGAAGUUGGAGACUGCGGAAGGGAUGAUGCACUUGUUUACACGAGUCUCCUCCAAUUACCAUGGAGACUUCAACAAAGCGUUUACUAUAAUUGAAUCACUUCUAGAGCCUGAUAUGACUGCUGAAAUCUGUGGAGAUGGCAAAAAUCUGAAUUCAUAUCAAUUCAUGAAACACUUGCGUCAAAGCUCAACUUUAUAUUAUGGAAGAUUUGUUCAAUCCGAUUACUUCGAUAUUUUCAAAACGGAUCGGGACACCCUUCAUAUGAUUACAAACUUCACUCAGACGGAUAAAAAUGGGCUGAAAGUAGUUUUUGAAUAUGAUAUCAAGAUGAAAACAACGUACACGACGAGUUAUAUAUUUUCAAUCACUCAUGUCACUCAAGGCGGAUCUUGUGCUGAUAACGGACUGGCUAGUUUCUCAAACCCGGAACUAGAAGGCGUUGAUUGGAUGGUGGAUGACAUCAAAGAACUGCAAACGAAACCAAGCGCAAAGCUAUUCUUCAAACUUUUCACUCCAUCAGUGGUCCAAAAUUUCGAAGAAAAUGCGAAUAUGAUACCAAAACAGUGGAUGGGCGGAAUCAAUUCUUCUGUUACCAAAAUCACUGUGUGCCAGGAGAAAAUUCCGGACUCGGUUGAGUACACGGAGGAAGCAUUCCGUUCUUGGUACCUUCAAUUCAGACUGAUGUGGCACCCGAAGAAAGGAGCUGAGGAUACCUAUACUCUGCAAAUAUUAGAGCUGAAACCUGAUUCAAUUAUUGCAAGAGUCACCAUGAAACUUCAAAUGGGCAGGAAAGAAGAUGCACCUGUUCAUGAUUGGAAUUUCAAGUUCUCCGGAAAAAAUAUCAGUGGGACUUGGAAUUUUGAGCGAAUUGAAGUGUUGUGUAAUCCAACUGUCGAGUACAAGGACCAGUCUCUGAAUUUCAUCCGUGAAGUUGUUGCCAGAAAGUUCGGAGAUGAUCUGAAAGACCGAAACAACACAGAGUGGUAUUCUACUGUAGCGUUUAUCAAAGACUUCACCAAGCAUAAUAAUUUCGAAAUGACGGAUUGCAUCAAGGAUACUGUACAAAAAAUUACUCUUUACGACCUAUUCAAAAAAGACCAAGAUGACGUACACGGUAUCAAGUUCACUAAAUACUACAUUGAGGAGGAGAACAUCGAGUUCCCAGCUCCUGAUACUGCCACAUUCCGCUUCAAAACUGCCUCCAAGCCAGCUGAUGCUAGUGCAGAUCAGACGGAAGAGAAGGAACAUGAAUGGACAUUUGAUAUCAAAUGGGACCAAAUGGAUCAAUUCUAUUAUAUUGAGAAAAUGGGAAUCGGGUGUGAAAAGAAAUGGUCGUUCAUGGGAACUGUCCAAAACAUUUUUGGUCGCUGA